This is a messenger RNA of Spirometra erinaceieuropaei, 801 nucleotides long. Lineage: Eukaryota; Metazoa; Platyhelminthes; Cestoda; Diphyllobothriidea; Diphyllobothriidae. The record is from the annotation of a GenBank genome assembly.
AUGAGGUCAAAUUCGUCGAUACAAGGAUACUCUGAAGUCCUCCCUGAAGCGUCUGCAAAUCAAUCCCACCAACUGGGAAGGGCUCGCACUCGACCGAGCGACCUGGAGGAGGACAGUGAAGACGGGCACUGCGAUCUACGGAGCCAACCGCAUCGCCGCCGCCAAAGAGAAACGCGAAGCCUGCAAAUCACAGCUGCGUCCACUCCGCAACGCCGACGCACAACCGCUUCCAACGCGUCCCCGACAUCAACGGACAUUCCGGGCUCGAAUCGGACUUGUUGGACAUCUUCGGAUCGACUGCUCCUCUCGGACUGCAGCAACCAUCGUCCCCCGCCCGCCUCUUCCUCGUCCUCUCUGCCGCCAACUAGCUCUGACAAUUCUCCUGAACCACCACUACCAUGCUCCUACUCCCCCUUUUUCUCCGCUUCCUCCUCCUCCUCCUCCUCCUCCUCCUCCUCCUCCUCCUCCUCCUCCACUGCACCAACGACGGCCGCUCUGGCGGCUGUCACGCACAUUAACACCACGCAUAACCCUGACAUAUCAACAGACACCAUCCCACCAAUCUCCGACUCCAGAGGUGAGGACCAGGACUACACCCGCCCUCACUGCGACCGCACCUUCACCUCACACAUCAGCCUGGUCGGUCACUUACGAAUCCAUCGCACAGAGGCUGAGGAGCCAAAGCCUGGAGCACCAACCUACACCCACCGCAUUCGCCUCCACUACCAACACUGUCCUCGCACCUUCACGCAUCGCAUGGGCCUAUUCAGCCACAUGCGCAUGCACGAACACCUGCGGUAG